This is a messenger RNA of Chara braunii, 3841 nucleotides long. The record is from the annotation of a GenBank genome assembly. Lineage: Eukaryota; Viridiplantae; Streptophyta; Charophyceae; Charales; Characeae.
GCUCAUAUUACUCUUCUGACAUGCCUCACUCAUAGCAGAUCGACAGACUUACAAAAAAAAAAAAAAGGGGGUAAUCAUCUUCUUUUAUUUUUUUAUUUAUUUUAGUCUGUUGAUUAGGACUGGGAGGAAAGGAUAGCUGGGUUGGUUACCUACCUGCAUUUCCCUCCCACCCACCCCUUUGCAUGCAUUCCCAGAUUGGUACAGUGCCACGUCAGCAACAGUGCCAUGUCAGCAACAGUGCCAUGUCAGCAGUACUACAUCAGCAGUGCCACAGUGCCACGUCAGCAGUGCCCCGCCACCAUGACGGGCUCAGCUCUGGGAAUGCAGGCCGAUUGGCCAAUGAGUCCAUUGCCGAGUACCGGCAACGUUUCGAAGCUCAGCUCGCACUAAUCGAGGCUGAGGAACAGUGCCAGCUGGCAGCCGAGGCUGUCCGCCUACAGGCUGAAGCGGCGGCAACAGUUGAAAAGCAGCGAACUCAAGCCGAAGCUGAAGCAGAUACCCAGGCACGCCGCAAGGAGGCCCGGGAUCUGUUACAGCGGCAUGAAGCCACCAGCAUUAAAAAGCUCAAGUUUUGGCAUUUUGAACCAUCUGAGAAGCACGACGACUCGACACCGGAGGAGCAGCAUAAUGAAUUCAUGGCCAAACUCGUGACCACGUUACGGGCCGUGCGGAACCACAAGGCUCAGCACGAGGAUGCAGCACGGGCACUUGAUUCCCGUGUACAGGACUCGGAGCAAACUGCACCAAGAACAGAGGCUGGCGAGUCCAGCAGUGCACACUCUGCCCGCCAAUUGGAGGAACGAGUCGAUCACAUAGUGGCAACGCUAGGUGAUCUCAGCACCUUCGCAGCACCAGCCACCAUUAGCCAGCAGCUGGACACACUGAAGACCAAGAUCAGGCAGCGACAACAGCCGUUCGACCCCGAUUGCAGCACCAGCACGGCGAAGCAUUACAAGAUGCCGACGUUCCGGAUCGAGAAGUUUGAUGACUACACACAUCAAGACCAGGUCGUCUGGUGGCAAGGAUUCACAACGGAGUUGCGGAUUCAUGAGGUCCCCGAACAUCUCUUCAUCGGCGCACUGUUCCUUAACGCCAAGCGAGGAUGCCAGAUCUCGCUGAGCCAUAUGGCAACCGUCCACGGCGUCCAAGUCUUCGACCUACACAAGAAGGUCUCCUGGGAGGAUCUGACAAAAGAAUGGAAGAAGCGGUUCAUCCUUGACGACGCCCCGACGCUCGCCAUCAACCGCAUCUUCACGAUCGCUCAAGGAAACACAAUGACACGUGAUUGGCUCAAGGAUUGGCAGAAAAUCGUGGCGACGCCCAAUCUGGACUUGCCAUUUCCGCACCUGCGCCAGGAGUUCUACAACCGGUCCUGCGCUGCUUUGAGCCUCGCGCUUCGUGAUCACAAGCAGUACAACACCUUCGCCGAACUCAUCAACAAGGCGAGGGAGAUCAUCAAGACAACCAGGGUGGCUGCACACGAGAAGUUAACGUGGCAGCCAACCUAUGUGGAAAAGGUGAGAACUGGUCUGAGGCCGCAGCAUGUCGCUGCAGUCCAAACGGACAACAUUGUGGAAGACCCGGCAGCCACCCAAGCGUCAACUUCGCCGCCACCCAUCGCCGAGGAUUCAACGUCAUGGUCAAGACGUGAAGAGCUCGACCCGUUGACGUUCGCGGACUUCCAGUGGAUGCCAGUUCCCCCGACCGGUCGAUUGCCGAAACCGCAUUGCAACGUGCUCAUGGCACAAUUGCGGGAUUACUUGCACACUGCAGUACCAACUCCGUUGAUGGACGCCGGAGUAGAGGUUGUCGACCUUCACAAUUACAUUGCAAAGAUCGACCGCGAGUUCAAGACACAACGGUACGACAGCAUCGACGCUACAUUGUUAUAUGUACGAAUUCAGAUCGGGGAGGCGACCUGCAGCGCUUCGAUCGAUUGCGGAGCAUCUUGCAACUACAUGAGCCAUAACUUUAUGGUACGCGCCGGCCUUGGCCCACGCGUCCGGAGGAAGUCCCAGCCUACACAAGUCACGUUGGCAGACGGUCACACGCACAAGUCAAUCGACCGGUGCAUAGAUGACAUCCCCGUGUACUUUGCCCCGCAUGCAAGCGAGGCGRUGUCCUUSGAUAUUUUGGACACCAAAUUCGACAUGAUCUUGGGCAUGUCAUGGCUGCGAAGCGAGGAUCACGUGGUGAACUUCUACCGCCGCACCAUUCACGUUCGUGAUCGGAACGGACUCAACGCGCAAACGGUCAAGAACGUCGGCCCUCUUCCGCGCAUCGACGACCUUCUCGAACGGCUGGGCGGCGCCAAGUUCUUCUCCAAGCUCGACCUCAAGUCGGGAUAUCACCAACUCGAGAUCCGACAGGAGGACCACUACAAGACCGCGUUUAAGACGCGAUAUGGGCAUUUCGAAUGGGUUGUUAUGCCGUUUGGCCUUACGAAUGCCCCAGCCACUUUCCAAGCGGCUAUGACAACGGAGUUCCGACACAUGUUGGAUCGAUUCGUACUUAUCUACCUCGACGACAUUUUGGUGUACAGUCGGAGUUUGGACGAGCAUGUGGAGCACCUGCGCACCGUUUUGGAGCAGCUACGACAAGCCAAGUACAAAGCCAACCGCGACAAAUGCGAAUUCGCGCGGCAGGAGCUGGAGUACUUGGGACAUUAUGUGACACCGCAAGGCAUUCGUCCGCUUGCGGACAAGAUCGAGGCCAUCCGCGUAUGGCCUGAGCCCACCAACACCACGGACAUUCGUUCAUUCAUGGGGUUGGCAGGCUACUAUCAGCGAUUCAUCACCGGGUACUCAAGGAUUGUUGCACCUAUGACGAGAUUACAAUCGCGAAAGGUGCCAUUCGUGUUCGAUGAUGACGGACGCCGAUCAUUCCAAGCACUCAAGACGGCCAUGCUCAUGGCACCCGUCCUUAGCAUCCACGACCCCACCCUGCCAACGAGAGUGACAAUUGACACUUCCGGCUAUGGCAUUGGCGCAGUCUUGGAACAACACGACGGCGACGACUGGCACCCUAUGGAGUUUUUCACCCACAAAGUGCCUCCCAUCAAUUCGCUUGACGAUGCAAGGAAGAAGGAGCUGCCUGCGUUCGUGAUGGCUGGCGACACUUCCUCCUUGGGCGUCGUAGGUUCACAUGGCCGGAUCCCUCCGAUGCGUGGUGUUGAGCAUUCUAUCCAGCUCGUGCCUGACUGUCGUGUUCACCAUCAGUCACCGUACCGACUCUCGAUUCAAGAGGCGACAGAACUCGAGCCUCAGCUUGAGGAGCUCCUUCGAUCGGGUUUCACUAAACCCAAUAACUCCCCUUGGGGUGCACCUGUCCUCUUUGCUCGCAAAGCGGACGGAACUCUCCGCCUUUGCAUCGACUACCGCGGCGUUAACCGUUACACGAUUAAGAACAACUCUCCCAUGCCCCGCGCGGAUGAGCUGUUUGACCGUCUGGCAGACAACCACUUCUUCACGAAGAUCGAUCUUCGUAGCGGUUAUCACCAGAUCCACGCCGCCGCAGAGGAUCAGCCCAAGACCGCCUUCCGGUCGCGCUUCGUCCGCUACGAGCUCACGGUGAUGCCAUUCGGCCUCACCAAUGCACCUGCCACCUUCCAAACAGCGAUGAACAACAUCUUCAGGGACAUCCUUGAAAAAUACGUUCUCGUAUACCUGGACGACAUCUUGGUCUACAGUCGUACCUUAGAAGACCAUAUCAGACACCUCCGCGAUGUCCUACAACCCUUACGCAAGCACGGCUUCUAUACCAAGCUUAGUAAGUGCCGCUUUGCCUAGAGGUCUUCCUAGGACACCAUGUGUCUGACCAGGGUCUCCGCAUGGACGACGAG